AUGUAGUCUGAAUCAGACAUGUCAGAGUAUGAUGAAAAGAAGUUUGUAUUACCAAAAUCGACGAAAGAUCUAAAAGCUUGUUAGUAAUGUGGCAUGGUAUUGACAGUAGAAUAAUGGAAUAGGGAAGUGGAGUGCCCAAAUUCUUGCAAUGCUUCAUAGACUAAAUUAUUUUCAGGUAUGAUAUGUGUUCUGAAACCAUCAUAAAGUUGGGUAAUUAGAAAAUUGGGGAAUCCUAAGAGUAUUCACCCAGGAUUAUAUGCAAUAGAUGUUUAGGCAGAUUGA
Molecule: messenger RNA, 282 nt
Organism: Paramecium tetraurelia
Lineage: Eukaryota; Ciliophora; Oligohymenophorea; Peniculida; Parameciidae
Exons: 2
Biological process (GO): positive regulation of DNA-templated transcription, elongation; regulation of transcription elongation by RNA polymerase II; chromatin organization
Cellular component (GO): nucleus; DSIF complex
Molecular function (GO): zinc ion binding; RNA polymerase II complex binding
Source: RefSeq, a predicted model, not a curated record